This is a messenger RNA of Vicugna pacos (alpaca), 1582 nucleotides long. Lineage: Eukaryota; Metazoa; Chordata; Mammalia; Artiodactyla; Camelidae. The record is from RefSeq and is a predicted model, not a curated record.
AUGAGGUGCAAUUUGUAUACAGUGCAGAGACUGGCCCUCAAAAGCAUUGGUUCAGUCCCUAUGAUUUCCAUGGGCGUGCCCAUUACACCAGGUCUCGGGCCCCCUGGUAGACAAUAAAGCCAUCUUGCUUCAGGUAUCAACCAGACUCUUCUCUCCACAGCAAACAUCCUAACAGUGAUCAUCCUCUCGCAGCUGGUGGCCAGGAGGCAGAAGUCCUCCUACAACUACCUCUUGGCACUUGCUGCUGCUGACAUCUUGGUCCUUUUUUUCAUUGUGUUCGUGGACUUCCUGUUGGAAGAUUUCAUCCUGAACACGCAGAUGCCUCAGGUGCCGGACAAGAUCAUCGAAGUGCUGGAAUUCUCAUCCAUCCACACUUCCAUUUGGAUUACUGUUCCAUUAACCAUUGACCGGUACAUCGCAGUCUGCCACCCGCUCAAGUACCACACGGUCUCCUACCCUGCCCGCACCCGGAAAGUCAUUGUCAGUGUUUACAUCACCUGCUUCCUGACCAGCAUCCCCUACUACUGGUGGCCCAACAUCUGGACCGAAGACUACAUCAGCACCUCCGUGCAUCAUGUCCUUAUCUGGAUUCACUGCUUCACUGUGUACUUGGUGCCCUGUUCCAUCUUCUUCAUCUUGAACUCGAUCAUCGUGUACAAGCUCAGGCGGAAAAGCAAUUUUCGCCUCCGUGGCUACUCCACAGGGAAAACCACCGCCAUCUUGUUUACCAUUACCUCCAUCUUUGCUACACUCUGGGCCCCGCGCAUCAUCAUGAUUCUCUACCACCUCUAUGGGGCGCCCAUCCAGAACCGCUGGCUGGUGCACAUUAUGUCCGACGUUGCCAACAUGCUGGCCCUUCUGAACACGGCCAUCAACUUCUUCCUCUAUUGCUUCAUCAGCAAGCGAUUCCGUACCAUGGCGGCCGCCACUCUCAAGGCCUUCUUCAAGUGCCAGAAGCAACCUGUGCAGUUCUACACCAACCAUAACUUUUCCAUAACAAGUAGCCCCUGGAUCUCACCAGCCAACUCACACUGUAUCAAGAUGCUGGUGUACCAGUAUGACAAAAAUGGAAAACCUAUAAAAGUGUCCCCAUGACCCCAUAGGUUUGGCACCUCGUGCCUCUGUGUAAUCCAUUUCCAGAUGGGAAUGUGGCCCAUCCCAUGGCUGAACAGCUCUCCUUGAAGAGUGCUAACCUGAUUUCCUGUCUCUGCAUACUGAGUAACCCUCAGACUGGUGGAUGAGAGAAGAUGGAAGAGAAGAAAGAAAAGCAUGAAUCUUGUUGUCAUUUCUGCAUUUAUUUUCACCAAAACACAUUGACAGCAAAAGUUCCGACCAGUCUGAAGAUGCCAUUGGAGGUUGUGUCAUUAUCCUGUGGCCUGUAAGGACACAUGGUAGAGAAAUAGUGUAUGACUUAGCCUAGGCACCAUCCACAGUCACUGGGAACUGCUCAUUUAUGUGACACACCAAGCCACAGUAGCACGUAGCUGAGCCCACACUCUUCUUCCAAGAGCUAAGCUCAUCCAUCGUUUCCCUGUGCCAUUCCCAGCAGCUAACAAUGCUGACCAAUUAGGGAAUUUUCCAA